CAUUAUAGGAACAGACUUAGAGAAAUAAUCAUUUGUAACGUAAGAACGUGCAUAGAAACUUUUAAAAACUGUAAGUCAAAAUGUGGGGGAAAAAAUCACCAGAAGCUACAAGCUAGCUCACGAAAACAUAUUUUUUGUAUAUAAAUAAAUAAAUACAUUUGAGAAAAUACAAUAAACGAAGAGCCAAAACUUAAGCUCAACAAAACCGUCACUUUAAACAAAACAUAUUAAACUGGCAGAAGAUUAUUUCAAAUACAAGAUUAAUUAGAAAAAAAAAUCUCAAUCAACAAAAUCUCCGCAAAUGAAUGGCCUACAGUUUCUUAGCACAUUAGCCUCUCGUCAAUAACCGUCAAUAAACGUCCCUGAAAUAUGUAUGAUUAUAUAUUUAAAUUAACAAAAAAGGUUUCCGCUACAAUAUAUUUACCUAUUUUAAAAGUUUAAUCUGUGGACAAUUCAUUUAAAAAAAAAAAACGUAAGUCACGCAACCGGUCUAUACGUCCGGUGAUUGGUCCCUGAAACGAUCAGCAAGUCUGGACAGCUUUUAAACUCCAACUACAUAAAAAAUUCAACAAAUAAAUAAAUAAAUAAACCAUGGAACUGUUUUUCUGUCCCCAUAUUUGAACACACGUGAGACAAACCCACACGUCACAUAUCGACCAAUGAAAUAAAUAAUCUACAUAAAAACAAACAAACAAUGCGAUACAAUCUGUUUGAAUCUGUUAAAUAACAAAGUUUUUUAAUCGGAAUAAUUCAUUUGUUACAGUACGAAGCAUUUAGAUGUUAGAUUAUAGAUUUUUUUCUUCAGAUUUUUAGAAAGAGAGAGAGGUAGAGAGAGGUAGAGAGAGAGGGAGAGGGUGGGGGUGUGAGGGAGACCAAUCAGAGAUGUGUGAAUUUGCAUGUGCAGUUUGUGCUGCUCCUUUAAGACUUGUGCCCUCCGCAUCCUUUUAUUUUUUUUUCUUCUUCCCAGCCUCACACAAGGAGCUCUUUAAGCCCGGGCACGGUCACACAGAGCAGGCAUUCAUACUCUGGCAGCGCAGGAGAGGGGGCUGGGGUUCGAGCGUCACUUUGGAAACUCGGGAACUCACGGAUUGUCGCAACUAAACCGGAGAGAGAGAGAGAGCUCCUCUACUCAGUACUGAAGUCUUCACAGCUGGAUUUGAACCUCACACUAGGAGGACAGGAGGAGAGAGGAGAAGUCGGGAGGGGAGUGAGUGUGGGUGAGUUUGGAGUAGAGGUUUGUGCAUCAGCAGGUAAACUGGGGUCCAAGGUGCGCACUGAGCCGCCUAUGAUACCAACCACACGGAUGGAAAGAACUUUAAUGUGGAACCCUCACAGAGUUUUGCAACGGAGGCUGAGAGUAGAGACAGACUGGCAGUUUAUAUUAUAAGGAACCAGCCGUAGACGUAGAUUAGAGAGAGGCAGAGCGGUCCGCUGAGGGUGAAGGCUGAAGGGAUUUAGAGCAGCAGGGAACCAGCAGGUUUAGAUCUCAGUAUUCAGGAACAGGAACAUCAGCUGCGCACGUGGAGGUUUGUGUAGGACGAUGUCCAGAGAGGAGCAGAGUCUGUCUGAGGUGGAGCUCAGCCCCGGCAUGUCGGACGACAGCCGCUCCAUGUCUCCGGGUCAGUCCUCCUCCGGGGCGACGGGCGGAGGAGACUCGCCCCUCCACGGGCAUCAGCAGGUGCGGCUGGCGGCUCUGGACGACGCUUCCGCGCAGUGCUCUUCCGCCCGAUCCGACGACGAGGACGAGCGUUUCCCCGCGGGGAUCCGGGAAGCAGUGAGUCAGGUGCUCGACUGCUACGACUGGACCCUGGUGCCCAUGCCCGUGCGUGUCAACAGCGGAGGGAAGUCCAAGCCGCACGUGAAGAGACCCAUGAACGCCUUCAUGGUUUGGGCGCAGGCGGCGCGCAGGAAGCUGGCGGAUCAGCACCCGCACCUGCACAACGCUGAGCUGAGCAAGACCCUGGGGAAGCUGUGGAGACUUCUCAAUGAAAGAGACAAGCGACCCUUCAUCGAGGAGGCAGAGAGGCUGAGGAAGCAACACAAGAAGGACUACCCAGACUACAAGUACCAGCCACGCCGGCGUAAGAACGGGAAGAUUGGUUCUGGGUCAGGAAGUGAGGCCGACGGCAAUUCCGAGGGUGAGGUCAGCCACAGCCAGCCCCGCUACAAGGGCCUUCAACUGGAUAUGGCCCGCAGUGAGGGAGCCGGGUCCCCUCUGGCAGAUGGGCGCCACCCUCAUGCUGCAGGUCACAGUCCUCCAACACCUCCGACGACUCCUAAGACGGAGCCUCAGUCUGGAAAGGCAGGGGAUGGAAAGAGAGACGGGGGAGGAAACGUGGGCUCCCGGGGGAACGCUGGACUGGAGGGAAGCUCAAGUGCCGCAGGAGCUGGGAAACCACACAUUGACUUUGGUAAUGUGGACAUUGGUGAGAUCAGCCACGAGGUGAUGGCCAACAUGGAGUCAUUUGACGUCAAUGAGUUUGACCAGUACCUCCCCCCAAACGGCCACCCAGGGGUCGGACAGAGCACUGCAGGUGGUGCGGCCGCACCAUCACCAGCAUCGCCCUACUCCUACGGCAUCUCCUCAGCUCUGGCAGCAGCCAGUGGACACUCAGCAGCCUGGUUGUCCAAGCAGCAUCAGCAGCUCCCCCCACAACACCACAGCUCCCCUCUGGGCUCAGACCCCUCCAAGGCCCACAUCAAGAGUGAGAGCGGAAGCGCAGGGGGUCACUUUGCAGAAGCGGUCUCAGCAGGUUCCCACGUCACUUACGCCCCCCUGACCCUUCCUCACUACAGCUCUGCUUUCCCCUCUCUGGCCUCCAGGGCGCAGUUUGCUGAAUACGUCGACCACCAGGGCUCUGGGUCGUACUACGCCCACUCCAGCCAGGCUUCAGGGCUGUAUUCAGCCUUCUCCUACAUGGGCCCUUCCCAGAGGCCCCUGUACACGCCCAUCUCUGACCCCGCUAGUGCACCGCAGUCGCACAGCCCCACACAGUGGGAUCAGCCCGUCUACACAACACUGUCGCGGCCAUGACAGAUAACAAGACCGGAGGGCACUGGUGCAGGUUCAGCCCCCAUGUCAGACCAGAGGAGCAGCAGCCGUGACAACAACAAAGAUGUCAGUAUCAAAGCUCAAAGUGGUCUGAGCUGUGGGGAGUGGGCCGGCACCGGUGGAGGAGGCUGGGGAGGCAGGAGGACAGAACUCCCUCCGUCAGUUCCCAGAGGUACAAAUGCUGCCACGGCCCAAGUAGGAGCUUGGAGCGUGGAGCCCCCCAGGCGUGGUGCGUUAUCAGGGGGCGCUCAGGGUGGAAAUCAAAGUGUGUAACUUUUUCUUGAAGUCAAGAAAAAUCUCUCAACACUGAAGCAUUUCAGGUUUCACUCUCAAGAAAUGAGACUGGAACCUUCGACAACAUCAUUACGAGUGUCAUAGAAACUGAAAGACCACGUGUUCGAGGUCACAUUCCAAUCAAAGGUGGGGUCUUCCUGUGGAUGUCUUCCCUUGAAGAUCCCAAGCAGAGAUGAUCAAUGUCCUAUUAGAAGAAGGUCAGAGGUCAAUCAUUCAAAUUGAUUUUUAGAAGAACAGACACUGAUCUGUGGCCCAUCUCCAGCACUUAUGAGCAGAAAUCUGCUUCCUUUUUACCAGAACAAGUCUGCAGCGAAGUCAGUGUGUCAACCAAGAGUAGUCUACCAACAGAACUGCCCCACAUAGGGGUCAUUUUGGGGUAAUACCCCGACAACACAUCACCAAGAAAACCUCAUUGUUGGCCCACAUUUCUCCAAUGAUAUACGGGCCGCGUUAUAGGGUCACAUUCAUUUAUUGUGGGCCAGAUGAAAGUCAAAGCAGCGUCAUGUCAUUUCCUUGUCUGUGUACUAUCAGGUCGGUGCCAAAUCCUUCGUCUGUAGCCCAUGUCUACGGCGACAGCCAACACAAAUACUCAAAUUAUUCUGUUAACGCCCAAGAUUAAUGUUGGAUUAGUGCCGUGUCUGAACACCUGGAGAACAUGUUAAUUUUUGCUUUUUUUUAAUUGUAUAUGAGGUCAGAAAUAUCAAAGUAAUUAGCGUACCAGUUAUUCAAAAUACAUGUAAAAUACUUGUAAAUUGACCAAAGGUUUGAGACCAAAACUCUACGUAGAAGAAACAGAUACGGUUUCCUGUAGACGUUUCUCCCAACGAUACACUUCAACUACCUUGUGUGACAGUAGUUACUGUAUGAAGUUUUUAUCCAGCUUUGAGUUUUACUAAAUCUGACUGAUGUCACUUCACGUCCUGUUGUGUAUUCAGGUGACCAUCACAUCAUGGUAAAAAACAUCACCAUGUUUACAACGUCAAGAUUCAUGUGCUUUUAAUAUUUGUAUCAAGUGCUUUCAGCCAUAUUUAUCUCCACUGCACAGCUGCCUCACUGCAAUUUCCUACCGCACAGAAACGCCACAUCCUUUAUUAUUAACUCCUAUCCUAAAUAUAAACAUGUUAUUUUUUACAUUUGUCAAUGUGAGCGCUGCCAAUACUGAGCAUCAGUACCAUCCGGUACUGUUCACUAAACAGUACUAGUGUCCGAAAUUGUGCCUUGUAAUCGAUGCAAAACAUUUCCAGAAAAGUUGGUAGACUUUAAAAAAAAAAAAAUGCUAUGAAACCUGAACAACUGAAGGAAACUUUUUAUAUUCAUAGGAAAAAAUACGUCCCCUUUCUCUUUUGUAGACUUUUGAAUCAUAUAGGAUUAUGAUUUGUUCUGCAGCUCACUGUAGUCAUUUAAAAAAAAAAAAUAACGACAUGCUUCGAUUUUAAAGUGAAGACCUGGACUGCAGGCCGGUCAGUCAGACACGUUCACUCUGUGUCAGCUCAGCCCUGGUUUUCUAAUUUGAGCAGAAGAAAGAUGUCACCUUCAAACUGCAAAUUCAUUUUCCUUUUUAAUUUAUUUUCCAAGAUUUUACACCUGAUGUCUGAACACAACUGUGUGCGAUUUUCUAGGUCAAGUAAAAAGUUUUAUUUCCUCUGUUUUUGUGUGAGAUGUUCCAUGGACAUGGAUUUAAUCGAUAGACGAGCAGCAGAUUCAGUUUGUCGGUCAUUUCUCCUUCAGCACAAGUUGUAAUUUAUCUGUAUCUUUUUGCAUUUAACAACUGUUUUGUUGCUUGGGAUUUUCCGUUUCAUAUUUAUGUUAGCUCUGUGUUUGUUUGCCGGCCAUGUUGAAGACAACGUUCGCCUGCCGCUGCCAUUUGAGUAUUUAAUCUCUUCUAUAACCAGCACAGCGCCACAGCUUCUGAAUAACAGCACGGCCUCGGGGCCGAACAUGUGAUGAUGACUAAUGACCUUUUACUAUCACUUGAAAUAAAGCUUUUUAUCUCCUCACUGA
This is a messenger RNA of Cynoglossus semilaevis (tongue sole), 5347 nucleotides long. It is a transcript of the gene sox10, whose product is annotated as SRY-box transcription factor 10. Bases 1541 to 3034 code for a protein of 497 amino acids. Lineage: Eukaryota; Metazoa; Chordata; Actinopteri; Pleuronectiformes; Cynoglossidae. Gene Ontology annotation, molecular function: RNA polymerase II cis-regulatory region sequence-specific DNA binding; DNA-binding transcription factor activity, RNA polymerase II-specific. Gene Ontology annotation, biological process: negative regulation of transcription by RNA polymerase II; enteric nervous system development; neural crest cell migration. Gene Ontology annotation, cellular component: nucleus. The record is from RefSeq and is a predicted model, not a curated record. The transcript has 4 exons.